AUUUUCACUCUAAAACCUAAAACAACUCUCACGUUCCCUUUCAUCUCCGAUCUCUCGAUCUCCCGUACCUCUCAUCUCUUCGUUCUGACGUUCUUCACCGCCAUCUCCACCAUCUCUGCCAUCAAAUUUUUGAUCAAGACGAAGCAACUGUUCUCUCAUUCUAUCAUCUCCCGAUCUCAGCGUGCCUCGCAUCAAGGUUUCUUCACUCUGAUUUCACAUCGCAGUUCCUCAUCGCCAUCUCUGCCAUCUCCGCAUCAAAUUUUCUCAUCAAGACGAAGCAACUUUUCGCUCAAGUUGUCGUUCAUUGACUGUGGGAAAGUAUUUGGGCGUGACACCGUUCAAGAUCACACACAGUGCAUUACAGAAACAACCACCUGAAGAUGAAGAAAAUAUCAACCAAGAAAUCUUCUACAUGGGGACAUGUAGUUACACCUGCAGCUCAUUAUCAAUCUCGUCUAGGUGGUGAAAUUGCACAACCGGAAAAUGUUGAUCAGCAGAAUAGUGGAGAGGAGCUUGGUAAACAAAGUUCAGACACAUCUGUGUUUGUUAAUUCAGAACCAAUGCGCGAGGAACAAAUUCAAAAUGCUGUGAAAUUUCUGUCGCACCCGAAAGUUAGAGGUUCUCCUGUCAUCCAUAGGCGGUCAUUUCUGGAGAAGAAGGGCCUUACGAAGGAGGAGAUUGAUGAAGCCUUUCGGCGUGUGCCUGAUUCAGCUCCCAGUGUGCAGACAGCUGGUGUAAAUCAAGAUGAACAAUUAAAGCCAUCUUCAAACAUUCAUCAGCAAAGCCAACCACAGGCUUUGCAGACGACUGUACCAGCUUCUACUGGCGUUAUUACUUCAUUGGGAACCUUGUCACACCACCAUUUUCACUGGUCUCAUGCCCUUAUUGCAGUUGGAUUACUAGCUACUUCUGGUGCUGGUACAGUUAUACUAAUUAAGAAUUCUGUUCUCCCUUGGUUAAAAUCCUGGUUGCGCAAUGUUGUGCUAGAAGGGGAAAAUGACCAAUUAAAGAGAACAGGCUCAAAACCAACAUUGGCAGAAGAAGCUGCACAGGCGGCAAAAGCAGCUGCAGUUGCAGCUGCUGAUAUGGCAAAAGCUAGCCAAGAAUUACUGGCUUCUAAAAUUGAAGAAAAGAGAUAUUUUGUACAAGUAGUGAGCCUUUUGGAUAGGCAAGUGGAGGAAAUGAAGUUGAUGACCAUUGCAAUAAAAAGAUUGGAAGCUUCUGGUGGACUCUCUGUCUCCAAGCAAGAAGAUCGCCAAGUCACUCAAACAAGUUCAAAGAUACAGCAACCUAUCCUUAAUGGGAAGUCAGACUACGAGUCCCAAUCAGUGAGAUCUUCAUCCCCUCCUGUAUCUGUUCAACCAUCUAGUGCUCCGCAUCCAAAAUCAUAUUUGGAGAUAAUGGCCAUGCUCCAAAGAGGAGAGAAGCCUUCUAAUAUUAGAGAAAUUGAUGAUUCUCCCCCCAACCCUUAUCAGCAACCAUCAAACCCUCGCUUAGCACCUAGAGCCAAGCCUUGGGAGGUUAGUCAGGUGCAAAACACCUCAACCCAAGUCCUCCAGUAUCAAGCAAAUGGCAGGGUCCAAGAUAGUGGUGGUGACAACUCAGUACCCUGGUGGCAAACAAAGAACAUCAGAAUCAAAGAGAUUGAUAACGAAGUUGAGUAUAAUGUAGCAUCUGUCGCAUCCAGUCAGCAGCCACUCCAACGAAUGUGGGUUCCUCCUCAACCUCCUCCCAUAGCAAUGCCGGAGGCUGCCGAAGCGAUCAGACGCCCAAAAUCAGUCCUACAAAAGGAAGCAAUUCAGGAUGAUCAUUCAGCACCAAGUUUUUCAGAGUUCUCUAAUGGAUCCAAUUCCGAAUAUGCAAUAGAAGGCAACGGCAUCAACUCACUUGUCAGCUCUGGUGAGAUCCAAAAUCAUGAACUCAAUUACGAAGAAAAAUAAAGGUAGAUCUUUGUAUUUGGUCAUCUUUAUUCAUUAUAACAAUACAUGAAAUUGGAUCUAGAGGUGUCUAAGUUGUGGAAUAGCUUGAUAUGGUUAAGCUUUUAUUUAUACUAUGAUCCCUUUUACAUGAAGGUCGAGUCUACACCAAAGCAUUAAGUGUCGAAAUGUUAAUAGUCAGUGGUUACCCGUGUUUUUUCCCGCCUAAACAACGGUCUCACUGUAUAUGCAACACCACAUAAGCACUUUGGUUAUUCCUUUUUUUUUUUGAACAAAAUGUUACCUUUUAAUAAUCAGCUAUUACUUUUUAAAAUUUUUA
Molecule: messenger RNA, 2256 nt
Organism: Vigna unguiculata (cowpea)
Lineage: Eukaryota; Viridiplantae; Streptophyta; Magnoliopsida; Fabales; Fabaceae
Product: peroxisomal membrane protein PEX14-like
Biological process (GO): protein import into peroxisome matrix, docking
Cellular component (GO): peroxisomal importomer complex; peroxisomal membrane
Molecular function (GO): signaling receptor binding
Source: RefSeq, a predicted model, not a curated record